Molecule: messenger RNA, 1285 nt
Organism: Vitrella brassicaformis
Lineage: Eukaryota; Vitrellaceae
Source: the annotation of a GenBank genome assembly
AUGGCCCUUCUAUUUACACACCUGAUGAUGCUAAUUACCAAGUACAUGCACAAUGGUGCUUCGUCUAUCAGCGUUAUGCAGGACAUUGCAGGCCUACUUCUGUUGGUCAGCAUGGAAUGUGCCUUUGAGGUGAUGCUUUUACUUGUGCUGGUCCGCCAGAACAAUCUCCCGAUGCUAUCAUCUGCUUACGAGAAGGGUGUGCUGCGCUGCAGCUUUUUGGUGCAAGCAUGUAUAGCAAUCGCCUAGUAAGCGAUGAUUGAUUACGAUUUUGCUCUUGGUGUCUAUCGAUUACCCUGUCUGUCUGUCUGUCUGUUUGCAGCAUAUCGAAUUCACACCCAUACACUUGGGUGCUCAUGCUUCGUACGACGGACCCUGACAAAUGGGGCGAUACUACUCCUUUAGAUAUCUGCCCCAACCAUUCCAACGUAUUUGUUUUCUAGGGAGAUACCAGCAUUGUGUACUCGCCGCGAAAAAGCAUGUAUCUAUAGAAGUGCAAAGCUGGAAUCUCUUAAUGUCGGGGGGGUUUGUGUGGUGUGGGAAGGGCGUGCUGACUUUUUGAAGCGACAAUAAGCCCUUGCUUUACAUAGAGGAAGAGGGACAGGUGGAGGUCAGACAAAGUGUGUUUGCUUAAUGGAUGGACAAGCUUCAAUUGAAUACACAAGACGUACAUAUAUAUAUAGAGUCUAUACACUAAAUCAAGGGUUAAACCCAUAUAGGGUUGAAACCCUUCAACCCCAUCAGACCCAUUCACAGGGUUUAGUGUAAGGAAUCCCUUGCAUAUGUCUAUUUGCGUCGUCGUCAUUAUUGUAUUUGAGUUCAUUCGCAUCUCCGUCGGUCAGCUGGUGACCUUGAGCCGUGGCCACCGCAACGCAUCCGCACUGCGAGGCGCACCCAGCGCCUUCCUGGUACACACAUAUAUAUACACAUCCUCACGAAUGGUCCGCUGUGCAGCCCUUGCUGGUGAAUGACAGGGCUGUGAGUGGCCCUAUCGUGCUGCAUUGGUGCCGGCCGAGGUACAUGUCAGACAGCCAUCAGAGAACCCCUGCAUGCUGCGUGCGUGCGUUGUGAUCGUGUCCUUGUUAGCAAUUAUCCGAGCCGGCUAUCGUCGUUUUUCGGCGGGGGUAUCGGCACCUUUGUGGGCCGGAUGUGGCAGAACCAGCUCAAGGCCAUGCGGCGGGAGAGGAUCAACGAGGAGAAGGAGAGUGAAGAGAGGCGCCGACAAGCCGACCAGAGGAGGCGGGACAGCUCCCGGCGGCAGAUGCGGCGGCGGCGGAAGAGGAAGUGA